UUGACUUCCGUAUAUAAAUCAUGAGCGUCGAUGCCCUGCAGCUGCAUCUCUUCUGAGUCCUGACCCCGCAUCUAACAGUGAAUAAGAUCGACAUGACAAGCAAGACCGAAAUCCUUCUCUUCGGAGCUACAGGCUAUAUCGGAGGGUCUGUCUUGAACCGCCUCCUCAGCCAUCCCAAAGCAGAUACCUUUAGUAUCACCGCGACUGUGCGCUCUCCCGAGAAGGCGAAGCUCCUGGAGAAGCUGGGAGUGAAAGCCGAGAUAGCCUCUCUCAGCGAUUUUGACAAGAUAGAGGAGCUUGCCUCGCGCGCGCAUGUCAUUUUCAACGUCGCAAAUUCGGACGACCUACCGGCCAUAAACGCACUCCUGAAGGGUGUGCGCAAGGCGUACGAGACUACCGGAGAGCUCCCCAUUCUCAUCCACACCUCGGGCACAGGCGAGAUCGCAGAGGCGGCGAACGGAGAAUACGCUGCGGAGACGGUCUAUUCAGACUUGAACGUCGAGCAGUUGAAGGCUAUUCCUGAGACGGCCUUCCACCGCAAGGUCUCCCUCGCCGUCAUCGGCGCAGACGAGCAAGGCUACACACGCUCGUACAUCAUGAUACCCGGGAUGAUAGACGGCCUUGCGUCUGGACCUGUCUUCGAGGCUGGGAUCGCGAACCCGCUCUCUAUCCAGAUUCCUGCCCUCAUCAAGCAGGCGCUGGACAGGAACCGGGCGGGCAUGAUCGGGCCUGGCAAGGCCGUCUGGUCAAUUAUCAACAUCGAGGACACCGUCGACAUGUACAUCGCGCUCUUCGAUGCUAUCAGCGCAGACCCGCAGAGUGUCGGGCACGGCUGGGAGGGCUACUACUUCGGCGUGAGCGACCACGUCUCGUUCUACGAGAUCGGGCAGGCCAUCGGACAAGCGCUCGUGGACCUCGGGCUCGCAAAAGACGCGGAACCGACGACGUUCACUGACGAAGAGCUUUUGAAGCACUGGGGAUCCGUGCUUGCGGGCAAAUAUGGAGGCACGACCUGCCGUUGCCGCGCGGAUCGUGCGCUUGCGAUGGGGUGGAAGCCGAAGUAUGCUACCAAGGACUUGUUGUUGGCGGGCAUCAAGCCUGAGGUGGAGUAUGAGUUCAAGCGCGCACAGGAGAACGGCGGGGUCGACUUUACGAAACAGAGGAAACACGGGUUGCUGUUGAAGAGCGUGUUGGAAUCGAACUGAGCGCGAGGGUGUCCCAAUCUGUGCUCGAAGCUAUGUGUCCGUGCUGCCAAUACGUCGACUCAUUCUGUGACUGUAAUACGUUCGCUUCGAGGCAUGAAAGAGCCAGACUGGGGCCAGUUGCCACUUACUGUGAUCGGUGCGUGUCACUGUGUGACAAGA
Molecule: messenger RNA, 1364 nt
Organism: Rhodofomes roseus
Lineage: Eukaryota; Fungi; Basidiomycota; Agaricomycetes; Polyporales; Fomitopsidaceae
Exons: 7
Coding region: 93-1205 (370 amino acids)
Source: RefSeq, a predicted model, not a curated record